Molecule: messenger RNA, 258 nt
Organism: Paramecium octaurelia
Lineage: Eukaryota; Ciliophora; Oligohymenophorea; Peniculida; Parameciidae
Source: the annotation of a GenBank genome assembly
UUUAUAUAGGAAACAUGGAUUUGUAUUAGAUAUGAAAAAUUACUAGUUCUAAGUAAUGAAUUGCAUAAUUUAUAGCUCAUACUGGAAGAGAGGCCGACUCUGGACAUUUUAAUACAUGGGUUCAUCAUUCAGGGGAUGAUAAGAUCUAGAAUGAUGAUGAACAGACAGCAGAGGGGAAAUAAAUCAUAUUUUUGGAUUGAGAGGAGGUGGGGAUUGGCAUAUGGGUUAUUAUCUACUGUAUAGAAAAUUAGAAAUUGA